Molecule: messenger RNA, 2051 nt
Organism: Osmerus eperlanus (European smelt)
Lineage: Eukaryota; Metazoa; Chordata; Actinopteri; Osmeriformes; Osmeridae
Product: USP6 N-terminal-like protein
Exons: 14
Coding region: 182-1819 (545 amino acids)
Source: RefSeq, a predicted model, not a curated record
ACCCCGUUGGCUGCUUGCGUUCCGGCGGACCGGGAACGGGCUAUUGUUGUCAUCUCUGCGAUUUCGGUGACAGCUCCGCUGAAUCUCAACAUUUCACGAGCAACAAAAUAAUGCCAAAAGGAAGUCUUUGUUUUGCAACUGCACGGAUAGCGCAGAGAUAUCCAAAAUAUAAGAUAUUGACAUGAAGAAAGAUAUUGCAACGCUGAUAGCGGAGGAACGAGCAGACAUCAUCUUGAAGUACGACACGGGCAGGCAGGAGGGAGGAGAGAGGGACCAGUGGGAAGAUGCAGACUACAGUCUCUACAGAGUCACAGACCGCUUUGGCUUCCUGCAUGAGGAGGAGCUGCAGAACACUACUGCCCUGGAGGAGAAGAGGAAGCAGCAGGAGGUGGACAGGGUGGACAAAUGGCUGAAGAUGAUGAAGAAAUGGGAUAAAUAUAGAAACAGUGACAGAAUGAGGAGGAGAGUGUACAAGGGCCUCCCCCUGCAGGUGAGAGGGCAGGUCUGGGCUCUGCUGCUGGACCUGGACAAGAUGAAGACUGAACACCAGGGGAAGUACGAGAAAAUGAAAGAGCAAGCCAGAAUAUCCUCUUCAGAAAUAAAACAGAUUGAUCUGGACAUCAACAGAACAUUCAGGAACCAUAUCAUGUUCAUGGAUCGAUUUGGAGUCAAACAGCAGUCCUUGUUCCAGGUCUUGUCUGCGUAUUCUGUCUACAACACGGAAGUGAGCUACUGUCAGGGCAUGAGUCAGGUGGCUGCCCUGCUGCUCAUGUUCCUGAACGAGGAGGAUGCCUUCUGGGCCCUGGCGCAGUUGCUGACCAAUCACAAACACGCCAUGCACGGGUUUUUUGUCCCUGGCUUUCCUAAGCUUCUGAGGUUCCAGGUGCAUCAUGACCAGGUCAUCUCCAAGCUGCUCCCCAGGCUGAAGAAACAUCUGGAUAAGGAGCAGAUGUCUACAGGCAUCUACAGCACUAAGUGGUUCCUGCAGUGUUUCAUUGACAGGACCCCCUUCACCCUAACCCUGCGGCUGUGGGAUGUGUUCAUCCUGGAGGGAGAGUGCGUCCUGACAGCCAUGGCCCUCACCCUGCUGAGAGUGCACCACAAGCGUCUACAGGCCAUGUGUCUGGAGGACCUGAGGGAGUUCCUGCAGGAGACCAUCGGCCGUUCUCUCCUCCACAGCGAUGACAUCAUCAUCCAGCACCUGCAGGCCUCCAUGACGGAGCUACGCAGGAGAAAGCUGGAACCGCCCCCAGCCAAACCGGAGGAGUUUCCUCAGAGGCCUCUGGGUGCGGAGGUCCCAGGGCCCAGCCCAGCCUGGCCCCCCAGAGGAGCCCCCUCCCCGGGGACACACCGGCCCGGAGCUGGCCUGAGGCUCCACCUCUCCAGCUACCUUCCAGACCGAAUCUCCCCCGACCACAGCCCCCAGGAGGACAGGAAGGAGGCUCUGGGGGAGGACGACCCCCCGCCCUCCCCAGACCCCGUUCUCGUCCACUGCCAGGGCCCCCUCAGCCCGGACGGGCCACUGCAUGCAGGGCCCCCCCCAUACCAGCCACCAGGGGGCAGUGCUUCAGAGAGAGAGCUGCUGGUGUAUACACACACACACACACCUCCACAGACACCUCCACACACACACACACCUCCUCACACACAGCAGAGCCUUGAUGGGGGUCGGCCCAUGCCCCCAGCCUGCCACCCCCUCCUCGCCCCCCAGCGCUCCCCUCUCGCCCUGCAGGAUCCCCAGGACCCAGUCUGCACCGUGGGCCCAGGCUCCAACCCCGGCCUCCAGGCUGACCCAGCCUGCCAGCCUGUCACUCACUGACUGCUCUGGAGGAAGCCUCCUCGCUGGCCAGACACCCCCAGGCCUGCCCCCCCAGCCCAGCCCCCACAGUCCCUUCUAAUCCAGCUGAAACAGCAUCCUUCAUUUUUAUAGUCUUGUAAUGUUUUUAUUGAUGAGCAACAUGUUUAGCUAGAGACAUUGUCUUUAUGAAGUCUUUGUAAACAAUUUGAGAGCAAAGUUGUAUUCAUAUUUUUGCUACUUUGUUGUUUGUAUC